Molecule: messenger RNA, 2009 nt
Organism: Closterium sp. NIES-67
Lineage: Eukaryota; Viridiplantae; Streptophyta; Zygnematophyceae; Desmidiales; Closteriaceae
Source: the annotation of a GenBank genome assembly
UUUGUGUGUGUGCAUGCAUGGCAUGGAAUGACUUGUGAGUCUAUGUCAUUGCUAUCUAGUGCUUGUGUGUGUGUUUGAAUGGUGUCUCACAAUGUGGUGUGUGUCGGUCAAGACAUUAGUGAGUUUUUACAACUCGAAUGUCAAGUCGUCGUUUGCGUGUCGCAUGUGUUUUUCUAUUUUGUCGAGUGUGAAGUGUCCAUCGCGUCGCAGGUGUGCGCAGCAAGCCCCCAUCAACUCAAGAAGAAUUUAUCUUGAAGAACCAAGACCAAGAGCUCAAGAUUUCAAGCCCAAGGGACGCGGAUAAAUAUUAAAUAGUGAAAAUAGUAACGCUACUUUGUGUAGUGUUACAUUUCACUUAGUGUAGCCCCUUGGAGGGUUUGUUUUGUGACUCUUCGUGGUUGGGGACUCUGUGGUGGUGUACCACCAACCUGGACCUCGGCUCUUGGGGUAUGUAGAGGCUGGGAACCAUCUCCCUCUCGAAUUCUUCUUCCUAAGUUUUUGUACUCCUAAGACCAUAGUGGCUGCUGUACCUCCUGCCAGUCAAACCACCAUAGCGUCGUCAAAUCUUCAUGGAAUUUUAUGAUUCAACUUGCUGCUGAUAGGCGACACCAACGCGCUCCAGAUCCAAUUUACAGAUCACCGUUUGAGGCACACAUCAGAUCGGCAUCAAUAUUUGAAUCUGGCUGACGGAAUUCUGACUGUGCACAAUUUUCUCUCAUUUUAGGCACAUCUGAGCCUAUUGUGAUUAUAACAAGUGGUAUCAGAGCCCCUUGGAGCUGUCUCGACCAUGCCUAGACCUGAGGAAGGGGGUGGCAGAGCUGCUGGAGGCAGAGAAGACGCCCAAGCACAAGGUCAACACCAAGAUCCACCCAUGGCUCCCGUGCAACCUAGCCUUGGACCCUCUAGGGAUGAGCCUAGAGUGUUUGGCCUUGACAAGUUCAACGGUGACAACUUUGCUGAGUGGUCCUUCAAGAUGGAGAACAUCUUUGACCACUAUGAUCUGCUAGAGGUGAUGGAAGGAACGGAGAAGCGCCCCGAGAACGACCCGGAGAAGAGCCCGUGGGUGCGGAAGAGCGCACAAGGCUACCUUCUACUUGGGCAAGCGUUGGGGAGCAGCCAAAUCCGUCACAUCAAGCCUCUUCAGCGUGAACCAGCAAAGGGACCAAAGGCAUGGGCUGCUCUCAAGGGUGUACACGCUCCUGCAACAGCGGCGGUGGCUGUGGUUUUGGAGCGGCAAAUGGCGGCCCUUCGAAUUGACGAAGGCGAACCGGUGGAGGACGGAGUGCAGAAAUUCUUCGACUUGUUGACACGGCUUGAAGGAGCUGACCUGAACUACAGUGACCUUCAAAAGAAGACCAAGCUGCUGGCCUUGCUUCCGGACUCAUGGUCCUCGCUCAUCAUCAACCUAAAUCGAGAUCUGCCCCGCCUCUCGCUCGAAGAUGUGAAGCGGGAAAUCUUACAAGAAGAUUUCCGCCGUCGUGAAUUGGCGGGUACCGAUGGUGCCGGAGUUGCAAGCAUGGGCCGUGGGCACGGCCGUGGAAGGGGCAGAGGGCGAGGAGGAAGAUUUGGCAGCAGCAACUUCAAUGGAGGCCGUGGUAAUGGAGGAUAUGGCAGCAACAACAAUAACAAUGGCUACGGGCGUGGGCGCGGUCGAUUUGAUGGCGAAUGCCACUUUUGCCACAAGACCGGCCACAUGUGGAGAGAUUGCUACAGAUUGCCGGAUGGAUGGACCCCUUCUCAAGGCCAAGAGGGCAGAGGAGCAAGGGGAGGAAGAGGCAGAGGUCGUGGAGGCCGUGGUUGUCGUGGAAGCGAAGCGGCAUGCAUGAAAGGUGGAGACUACGAGACGGGCCCGAGUGAAGAUCGAUACCCGGGCCAAUUCUUCUUUGUCUCCACGCAAGCGGCAGCUGCAGCAGGAGGUGUGGAAGGCAUUGAGGAGCCAGCUACUGUGGGAAAGGUCACCCUUCACUCUCUGGACUUUUGGGUGAUCGAUAGCGGCGCCACCUAUAGCA